AUGCCUACCAGUACGGCUCGCGCAUCCCCAACAACGUCGCUGUCGCCGUCCCCGGGCCCGGGCAGGUCGCUGCUAUCCCGCAUCAAGUCGCCCUUCGGCUCCAAGGCCCGCCACAUCUCCGAGUUCUACGUCAAGCCCGAUGACCCGCACCGCCAGUACUCGCCCGGCGACAUCAUCACCGGAGCCGUUAUCCUCAAGGUCGUCAAGCCCAUCCGCGUCACCCACAUUGUCGUGUCUCUCCACGGCUAUGUCCAGGUUUACAAGAAUCCAAACUCGCCCGGCGAUGGCUACCGCUCGCACUACUCGGCGAUAGCGACCGGCAAAGGCAGUCGCAUCGGCGGCUACUUCGGCAAUGGCUUCGCCUCGCUGUUCGAGGACGAGGUCGUGCUGUGCGGUGAGGGUCGUCUUGGCGAGGGUACCUACCAGUUCAACUUCGAGUUGGAGUUCCCCAGCAAGGGCCUCCCCAGCAGCAUCGACUUCGAGCGAGGGACCAUCUCGUACAUGCUGACAUCAACCAUGACCCGCCCCACCACCAUCAUGCCCACUGCCACGUGCGACAGGAAAAUCUACCUGAUCGAGAGCAUAGACAUCGCCCCCUUGAUCCGUCCGAAGCCGAGAAUAGUCACCCUCGAGCGCGUGUCCCGCCGGUCAAGAGCAAAAAGCAAGGUAAAAAAAGGCACCAAUACCGGCUCCGGCUCCAAUGGAGAGCGAUCCAACGGUGAAGGAUCCAGUGGCGACCAGUCCAACGGCCAUCCCGCAACAGAGCCGUCUCGGAGCAGUCGAGUCUCUGAGCUCAGCGAGGAAGUCGACACCCCGGGAAGCCCUGCACCCAGUGAUACGAGCUUCGAAAGCCAUUUCAGCAGCAGCCAGGGUGGGUCCUCCAACGCAUCAGGAGCAUUGUCGGCAAGAGGGACGGAGAAUGGUAAACAGGGCUCGAGUAAGGCCGCCUUUGUGGACAAGAAGCCCAUCACCGCCACCAUCGAGCUGCUGAAGGCUGGAUUUCUCCGAGGCGACAGCAUCCCGCUGAAGAUAUGUGUCAGCCAUACCAAACACAUCCAGAAUCUUCGCGGAAUCAUCGUCACUCUGUAUCGGCAGGCGCGAGUGGACAUGCAUCCCGCCAUCCCGGUCGUCAUGAACGCGAAGGGCGAGAAGGUCUCCAGCGAGGAUUACUACCCGAAAUCAAAGACGGGCCUCGGCGGACUCUCCCUUUCCUCCGCUGGUUCGAGUCAUGUUUUCCGCAAAGAUCUUGCCCAGUCGUUUGCGCCUCUGAUCGUGGAUCCUCGCACUCGUACCGCCGAAGUGAAAGCAUCAGUGUGUGUGCCAGACGACGCGUUUCCUUCCAUCACGUCUGUCCCCGGGGCCAUGAUAUCCUUCAAGUACUACGUCGAGAUUGUUGUGGACCUGCAAGGGAAACUCACUGGGCUUGAUAAAUAUUUCUCUAAUUCGGGCAUGAUGCUCGCCUCUGCCCCACAACUUGGAAAGGCCGAGGAUACCGCCUCGGGCGUCUUUUCUGCUUGGGGCGGUCAUUUUUUGGAUACGGAGCAGUUACGGAGAGAUAAAGGCGUUGUCUCCUGUGUAUUCGAAGUUAUAGUCGGCACCAGGGACAGUGACAGGCGCAAAGGAAAGCGAAGAGCGACAUCCGAAAAUGAACUGGACCACCCUUUUUCCGUCAGCGGAGAUUCGAACGGUCUUACCGAGGAACAAUCCCAGCUCACGGGGUACGCGCCGCAGCAAACCAGUCUUCCUCUGCAAAGUGAGCAACACGGCUACUAUUACGGCCAGCCUCCUUACGACGAAGGAUUCACCGAGGAAGUGCCGCAUCCAUAUGCUCACCCGACAUACCCGGUGUCGGAUUUGACGAAUGAGGAUGCACUGCCUGAAAAGGAACGGCUGCGACGGGCAGAGGCACGCCUGAUGCCAAGCCAGCCGCCUGUGGAAGGAGGCUCCUCAACAGCCGAUGCGAUACACGUGCCUUCGGCACCGGUCAUUCCGGAGGAGAGGCCCGGCAUUUUGUAUGGGACUGCUUCUUCUUCAGCAGACGUUGCAGGCCCCUCCGCCCCUCCUCCGGAAGCAUUCGGACCGCCGUCGCCAAGCGCUUCGGAUGACACGGCGGCCCCGACGUAUGAAGAGAGACAGGGAGAAUCAAGUCACUCGGCCCGACCGGCAGCCGCCGAUGACAAGCACGAUCUCGCGCGGAGGAGGCUCGAAAUGGAUCGCAGUGCGCCCGACGAGAUGACGGGCGAAGACACAACGGGCGGCGGUAGCAGCGCUCCGCAUGCUCCGCCAAUCGACACUUUCACCCCUUCGGCACCCGUGCUCGACGAUGAGGAAUACGUCUUCCCUUCCACACAUCCAACAGACUUACCGAGAUACGAGCGGUGA
Diplodia corticola is the source of this 2382-nucleotide messenger RNA. RefSeq names its product ph response protein. Lineage: Eukaryota; Fungi; Ascomycota; Dothideomycetes; Botryosphaeriales; Botryosphaeriaceae. Gene Ontology annotation, biological process: ubiquitin-dependent endocytosis. Gene Ontology annotation, molecular function: ubiquitin protein ligase binding; protein-macromolecule adaptor activity. The record is from RefSeq and is a predicted model, not a curated record. Gene Ontology annotation, cellular component: cytoplasm; cytosol; plasma membrane. Bases 1 to 2382 code for a protein of 793 amino acids. The transcript is spliced from 2 exons.